AGUGCCCCUGGCGCUGGCCGUCCAUAUGGAUUUUGGAACAGUUUUGGAAAUCCUGGAGAGAUUUGUACACGGGGCAAGGAAACCCUGUCUCAGAAAACUUGCGUCACCCCGUGUGUUUCAGAGCAGUGCUUCGAAUGCGGCGAGGCCUGUUUAACCUAAGGCCUUUUUAGUAAAUCCAUCUUUUAGUAGUAGUCCAUCUGUGAGCUGUUUUCAGGUACUUGUUACACAAAGGGGCAGCACAGAUGGGGGAACAAAAGAUGGAUUGUGGUGAGUUCUAAUUAACCAAGUCUCCCGACGCGACGA
Molecule: messenger RNA, 303 nt
Organism: Amoebophrya sp. A25
Lineage: Eukaryota; Dinophyceae; Syndiniales; Amoebophryaceae
Source: the annotation of a GenBank genome assembly